UGUUUUUUCCCUCCCUCCAAUGUCUCGUAUAUUUUGUGUUAUAUAUAAAAUAACGAGUCCCCAUGCUUCCUCCUUAACACUAUAAGCUAAGGGCGAGUGUCACCAAACAUUACCCCCAAAGAAAAGAGAAAACGAAGAAGAAAGGAAAAAAUGGUGGUUGCUGGUCCAGGUGGUGGUGGAGGUAUUGGUGGUGUGGCUGACAUGAAGAGUCUGACCACCCAGAUCGUCACCGGCCGGUGGUUCAUGGUGUUCGCAUCACUUCUAAUCAUGUCGGCUGCUGGUGCAACCUAUAUGUUUGCACUCUACUCCCCUGAUAUCAAAGAUGCCCUGGGUUAUGAUCAAACCACCCUUAAUUUGCUUAGCUUCUUCAAAGAUGUAGGUUCCAAUGUUGGUGUCCUCUCGGGCCUAAUCAAUGAGGUCACUCCUCCAUGGGUGGUUCUGUCAAUGGGGGCAGUCUUGAAUUUUUUUGGUUACUUCAUGAUAUGGCUUGCCGUGACCAAAAAAAUUACUGGUGUUCAAGUGUGGCAUAUGUGCUUAUACAUAUGUAUAGGUGCUAAUUCUCAAUCUUUUGCCAACACUGGCUCUCUUGUCACUUGUGUCAAGAAUUUCCCAGAAAGCCGUGGGAGUGUGCUAGGGAUCUUGAAGGGUUAUGUUGGUCUUAGUGGCGCAAUUAUAACUCAAUUUUUCCAUGCUUUUUAUGGGGGUGAUACGAAGGCUUUGAUUUUGCUCAUAGGAUGGCUUCCUGCUGCAAUCUCUUUUGCCUUCUUGCGUACCAUUCGAAUCAUGAAGGUAAUUCGCCAACCGAAUGAGCUCAAAGUUUUCUACAAUUUUCUCUAUAUAUCUCUUGCCCUGGCCGGGUUUUUGAUGAUCGUGAUCAUCCUGGAGAAAACGCUUAGUUUUACUCGAGGUGAAUAUGGUGGUAGUGCUGCCGUGGUGAUUCUCAUGCUCUUUGUGCCACUUGGUGUUGUUAUUGUAGAAGAAUACAAGAUUUGGAAUAGCAAAAGGCAAGCCUUGAAUGACCCUUCUCCACUGAAAAUUGUCACUGAAAAGCCACCACCAAGCCAAGAAAUUCCUGCCCCGUCUCCUCCCCCGCCAUCUACAUCUAGUGAUAAAAAAUUGGUCACCGUAGAGUCAUCACCGAGCACCACAGACAACAGCAACGUAUCUUGUUGGAAAACUGCUUUUAGGCCACCAGACAGAGGAGAGGAUUUCACCAUACUACAAGCUCUUUUUAGCGUUGACAUGCUCAUCCUCUUCUUAGCUACAAUUUGUGGUAUUGGUGGCACGUUAACGGCUAUAGACAACUUGGGUCAGAUUGGAACUUCAUUAGGGUACCCUAAAAAGAGCAUUAGCACUUUUGUGUCAUUGGUGAGCAUCUGGAAUUAUCUUGGUCGAGUUGUAUCAGGUUUUGGGUCUGAACAUGUCUUGAAAAAGUACAAAUUCUCCCGCCCUUUGCUGUUCACCCUAACCCUCCUCCUUUCUUGUGUUGGUCACCUCCUGAUUGCCUUCAAUGUUUCCGGUGGUCUCUACGUGGCGUCAGUCAUUAUCGGCUUUUGUUUUGGUGCUCAAUGGCCAUUACUCUUUGCUAUCAUCUCAGAACUAUUUGGGCUCAAGUACUACUCUACUUUGUACAAUUUCGGAGCUGCGGCUAGCCCUGUUGGGUUAUAUCUACUUAAUGUGAGACUGACGGGGCAUUUAUAUGAUAAAGAGGCAGGGAAGCAAUUGGCAGCGAAGGGUCUUAAAAGAAAGCAUGGCGAUGCCCUGGAUUGCGUUGGCACCGAGUGCUUCAGGCUGUCCUUCAUUAUCAUUACAGCUGCAACAUUGUUCGGUACCUUUGUUUCAUUAAUUUUGGUGCAUAGGACUAGGAAGUUCUAUAAAAGUGACAUCUACAAGAAAUUCCGAGAGGCGGCAGAGGAAGCAGAGACAGAAAUGGCGGUAUCCGGGAAUGGCGUCGGACGGGCGGAAACAAAGAAUGGCUAGGGAUUUUUAAUUAUUAGCUUCAACUACGAAGAACAGGUUUUAAUAGCAAAAACGAAAAGUUUAAAAUUUAUACGGGGGUAAUUAAGUGCCAUUGAUGAAUUGUAACACAUUAAUUUAUGAUCAUGGGAUUGUAUUUUUUGUGGUGGCCAGUGGCAGGAACAAAAAUAUAAUAUAUUGUGUGGCCUUGACUAUUUUAUAAGAAAAAUGUAGGUGCUUUCUUGUAGACAUUGUAUAAAAUAAAGAAACUUGUUUACUUGGUUA
Messenger RNA from Populus trichocarpa (black cottonwood), 2241 nucleotides. RefSeq names its product protein NUCLEAR FUSION DEFECTIVE 4. Gene Ontology annotation, molecular function: transmembrane transporter activity. The coding region runs from base 151 to 1980 and encodes 609 amino acids. Lineage: Eukaryota; Viridiplantae; Streptophyta; Magnoliopsida; Malpighiales; Salicaceae. Gene Ontology annotation, cellular component: membrane. The record is from RefSeq and is a predicted model, not a curated record. The transcript has a single exon. Gene Ontology annotation, biological process: transmembrane transport.